AUGGGGCGGUGGCUCGGCGUGCUGGGCUUGGGCUGCUGCCUGGCGCUGGCGCUGCUGCCGCUGCCCGCGGCCCCGCGGGGCCCCGCGCUCCGCCCGCGCCGGCAGCCGCGCCCCGGCGGCCGCUCCGCAGACACUGCCUGUAAGAACCGGCCUCUGGACCUCGUCUUCAUCGUAGACAGCUCCCGCAGCGUCCGGCCUGAAGAGUUUGAGAAGGUGAAAAUCUUCCUGUCAGAAAUGAUCGAUACCCUGGAUGUUGGUGAAAGAACGACGCGUGUGGCGGUCAUGAACUACGCCAGCACUGUCAAGGUGGAGUUUCCCCUCCGGACCUACUUUGACAAAGCCUCUCUGAAGGAGGCCGUGUCUCGCAUCGAGCCCUUGUCUGCUGGCACGAUGACCGGCCUUGCCAUCCAGACUGCCAUGGAAGAAGUCUUCACCGAGGAAAUGGGCACCCGGCCAGCCACCUUCAACAUCCCCAAGGUGGUCAUUGUUGUGACAGACGGACGGCCACAAGACCAGGUUCAAGACGUGGCAGCAAGGGCGCAGACAGCCGGCAUCGAGAUCUACGCGGUCGGGGUGGACCGGGCAGACAUGGAGUCCCUGAGGAUGAUGGCCAGCGAGCCUCUGGAUGAACACGUCUUCUAUGUGGAGACCUACGGUGUGAUCGAAAAGCUGACAUCCAGAUUCAGGGAGACUUUCUGUGCUGUGAACGUGUGUGCCCUGGGGACCCACGGCUGCCAGCAGCUCUGUGUGAGUCACGGGGCAUCCCACCUCUGUGACUGCUAUGAAGGAUACACCCUGAAUCCAGACAAGAGAACCUGCUCAGCUGUGGACGUGUGUGCAUCUGGGAGGCACGAGUGUGACCAGAUCUGUGUGAGUAACAAUGGGUCCUAUGUCUGUGACUGCUAUGAAGGCUACACCUUGAAUCCAGACAAGAAGACUUGCUCAGCCAUGGACAUGUGUGCUCCUGGGAGGCAUGACUGUGCCCAAGUCUGUCUGAGUAAUGAUGGAUCCUACAGCUGUGGCUGCUAUGAAGGAUACACUCUGAAUCCAGACAAGAAGACUUGCUCAGGAGCCAUAACGAGCAGUCUUGUAACUGAUGAAGAGUCCUGUAAGUGUGAAGCCAUAGCUGCCCUCCAGAACUCAGUGACCUCAUACCUUGAAGCUCUAUCCACAAAAUUAGAGGAAGUGUCUGAGAAGCUGCAGGCAUAUCAAGACAGACAGCAGAUUGUCUGAGCUAUCAUUUUGCUUUAUUUUAAAAUAAUUUUUCAGCCUUUUUAUUGUUUUCAGGAAGCUUUAUUUCAUUGCACAGCUUACAAAACAGCAGUGGUUUAUUAUCGACAAAUGUCAAGAAAACUUGAGGAAGACAAGAGUCUUGAAAAUACAGUGACCCUGAGGAUCUUCAUGUUCAGUCACUUUAUAGCCAUGAAGCUACUCAUACCUGCUGUGCUUCAGUUUCUACUGCAGAUACUGCUUUUCUGUAGUAACUGCAUUUUUUAUUAUCUUACUUCAAAGUAAAUACAGAAAAAAAAAAGGAUACAGUAUAUCACAUUAUAUAAAACUUUGAAAUGGCAAGGCAGAAUGCAAAAAUGUGCCUAUGUCUUCUUUCAAUUAAAUGGGAAAGAAAGUUGGGUUCUUGUAACUUAUUUUAAUAAAAUACAAUCUGAUAUGCA
Passer montanus (Eurasian tree sparrow) is the source of this 1670-nucleotide messenger RNA. It is a transcript of the gene MATN3, whose product is annotated as matrilin 3. The record is from RefSeq and is a predicted model, not a curated record. The transcript is spliced from 7 exons. Gene Ontology annotation, molecular function: calcium ion binding. NCBI's taxonomy places the organism in Eukaryota, Metazoa, Chordata, Aves, Passeriformes, Passeridae. The coding region runs from base 1 to 1233 and encodes 410 amino acids.